AUGAGGCGGUCUUUAAGAUCUAAAGAAAGGGUCUGCCUGGCAGAUCGGGUGAAAAAUGGUAGACGCCUAUUGUAUCUACGCCGUAGAGCAUCCGAACGUUCAAGCAGCCCUUCUCGCCGCACAGUCAAUAUAGAAUAUCUAGAUUCCCCAUACACGCCGGACGUCCGCAUCCAUAUCGUCGAGAUCGCUAACUCUUCUACUACAACCAUACCUGAUAUCAAAAGAAAUGAAAGCGUAUUCGCAAAGCUCAAGCGACAUAUCUGCUCUCUAUUCCGGCGGAAAGACACUGAUACUCGCGACCAGCCGGGAGAUGAAACCAAGCCAGUUCAUCAACCAUCUCGCAGCCACAACGAUCCACAGCCCCCAGCGAUGAACGAGAAGCCAAACCGACGAUCGGGCUUCGCAUUCCUGCGCAAGUUCUUCAGAUCCCAGACGGAAGCCAGCCUCAAACAGCUCACCUCUUCUACAUCCCUUAACUCUACCGAGCAGCAACUGUUAUAUCAAAAUUCAUAUGCUAUGACUCCGAGACCCAACAUUGAAACAGCCGGAUUCGGCCCCUUUGUCGCCCAGCACAUUGCUCCCUCGACUAUCUCUACAGCUGGCCUGGCCCUAACUGCCUCUACAGCUAACUUGGAUCUGAAUGACUGGGCGUCCUUGGCUGCUUUCCCUAAAAGCCGUCUCUCAGGCGCAAAGCAAACGGUUGCUUGUCAGAUGUCGCCUUCCGCCAUCCAUACCAGAGCCUGGGAUUCUGAGAAUGCGGGUGGAAUUGAAAAAGGUGAAAUUUAUGACCCACGUUGCAAUGUAAUUAAGUGGCUUGAAGAGUUACAGGAACCACCUUGUCUUCGUCGCGUUGCGGCAGUGCAGGAUUUACGAGGGCUCCAGGCAUCUCAUUCUACCUAG
This is a messenger RNA of Blastomyces gilchristii SLH14081, 900 nucleotides long. RefSeq lists its product as uncharacterized. The coding region runs from base 1 to 900 and encodes 299 amino acids. The transcript has a single exon. Lineage: Eukaryota; Fungi; Ascomycota; Eurotiomycetes; Onygenales; Ajellomycetaceae. The record is from RefSeq and is a predicted model, not a curated record.